Molecule: messenger RNA, 1576 nt
Organism: Eutrema salsugineum
Lineage: Eukaryota; Viridiplantae; Streptophyta; Magnoliopsida; Brassicales; Brassicaceae
Product: protein TIFY 6B
Exons: 7
Coding region: 197-1258 (353 amino acids)
Biological process (GO): regulation of jasmonic acid mediated signaling pathway; response to wounding; regulation of defense response
Cellular component (GO): nucleus
Source: RefSeq, a predicted model, not a curated record
GUGUGUGUGUUUAACUUCAUUCCACGUUUUUCAUUUUUUUUUCCCCAAACUCUCGUUUGUUCCCUUUUCCGGCGACGCUUAAUCGUAUUUAUUGUUUUCCAGAUAGAUAUUUGUGUUUGAGUUCGGCGUUUUAAUCGUUCGAGGUUUGAGAUCGAAUUGUUCUGUAUCGUUGUGGUUUCUCUGCGGCUUUGUAUAGAUGGAGAGAGAUUUUCUCGGCCUGGGUUCGAAAAAUUCUCCGAUCACUGUGAAGGAGGAAACCAGCGAAAGCUCUAGAGAUUCAGCUCCAAAUAGAGGAGGAAUGAAUUGGUCAUUCUCAAACAAAGUCUCUGCUGCUUCUUCUCAGUUUCUAUCUUUCAGGCCAUCCCAAGAAGACAGACAUAGAAAGUCUGGAAAUUUUCAUCUUGCACACUCUGGUUCCUUCAUGCCAUCAUCAGUUGCAGAUGUGUAUGAUUCAAACCGCAACACUCCUUACAGUUCUAUACAGGGAGUCAGGAUGUUCCCAAAUUCCAAUCAACAGGAAGAAACUAUCGCAGUUUCCAUGUCUAUGCCGCCACUCCAGUCUCAUUAUGCACCAGGAGGAAAAAGCUUCAUCAGCAAUAACAUAAAUUCGCAACCUUUGGUCGGAGUUCCUAUCAUGGCACCUCCAAUUUCAGUCCUUCCUGCUCCAGGAUCCAUUGUAGGGACAACUGAUAUUAGAUCUCCUUCCAAGCCAUUAGGAUCACCUGCUCAGCUGACAAUAUUUUAUGCCGGUUCAGUUUGUGUUUAUGAUGACAUUUCUCCUGAAAAGGCCAAGGCGAUAAUGUUGCUAGCUGGAAACGGUUCAUCAUCUAUGCCUCAAGCCUUUUCACCACCUCAAACUCAUCAACAAGUAGUCCAUCAUGCUCGUGCCUCUGUUGAUUCUUCAGCUAUGCCUCCCAGCUUCAUGCCUACAGUCUCUUAUCUUAGCCCUGAAGCUGGUAGUAGCACAAAUGGACUCGGAGCAUCGAAAGCAACAAGAGGCUUUACAUCAACAUACCACAACAACCAAACUAAUGCAUCCAUUGUCAACUGUUCAGUUGCAGUUUCUUGUUCUACCAAUGUAAUGGCUCAAACAGUGGCUUUACCUCAGGCUCGCAAAGCAUCUCUGGCUAGGUUCUUAGAGAAACGCAAAGAGAGGGUCACAAACAUAUCGCCAUAUUGCUUAGACAAGAAGUCAUCAACAGAUUGUCGGACACCAAUAUCUGAAUGCAUAAGUUCUUCUCUCAGCUCUGCAACCUAAUCUCGUUUGCAGUAAGACUGGUUCAGACCAGUCCAGACCCAUCUUUGCAUUUUCUCAGUUUAUCUUUUUCUUUUUGUUACAGAAUUUGGCUACACCGAAAAUUUUUCUUAGCUUAUAUAUUUUUAGUAUAAUUUUUUUUCUCUUGCUACACUGGGUUUCUUCUUGGCCUUAUAUACUAUAGUGUAUACUUCAUUUAUCAGAUUUUGAUUGAAUGGAACUUGUAAGAGCAAAUCAGAUAUGUACUUCGGAAAUUAGUAGAAACUGUUAGUUUUUGUCUUUAGUCUUUGUUAUAUAUUACUCAAGCUCGCAUUUGUAUUG